Molecule: messenger RNA, 3815 nt
Organism: Phlebotomus argentipes
Lineage: Eukaryota; Metazoa; Arthropoda; Insecta; Diptera; Psychodidae
Gene: Epac
Product: rap guanine nucleotide exchange factor 4
Exons: 18
Coding region: 584-3370 (928 amino acids)
Biological process (GO): Ras protein signal transduction; positive regulation of GTPase activity
Cellular component (GO): plasma membrane
Molecular function (GO): guanyl-nucleotide exchange factor activity
Source: RefSeq, a predicted model, not a curated record
AAAGUGGGAAUUUGGCGAGAUCAGUGUACUGCCGGUGAAAAGAGUUUCAUUCCCGACCACGCACCGAAUUACUGUGAAACACGCUUGUGGCGACUUAUUCACCUGAUUUAAUGGUGAAUAGGACUUAAUUAAGAGCUCGAAAGUCAACAAACCACGUCCGUAUGGCAAUUUCUAUGGCAUUUUAAGUGGAACAUCGAGUGAUUAAAACCACCCUAAAAUUUCUCAUUAUAUUCUCGGUGCUGCCAAUUUUGUGAAAGUCUUGGAAAAUUAUUCAAAUUGCACUGUGUGACGACGAAGGUGGAAAAUAAUUGUGUAUAGUGGACAUCUUUUCGCAACGCUCCUCUCAAGAUUGGAUUGUUUGUCAAGUGUUGCAAAGUGAGAGAGUUAAAAAAAAAUUCUAUGCGAUUUAUAUUUUCUGUCACUGUGCAAAAUUGUGUGUUGGUGUUCUGUUGAGAAAUGCCAUUGAAUCUAAAUAGAGUGGCAGGACGUAAGUGAGACAUUCCUGUGGAAGCAUGAGGACAUUGAGUGUGUUGUGUGAUUUGUGAGGCUCCUUCAGAUUAUGUAGGAGACUUUACUGGCAGAAAUGUGGCCCAAGAGAGGCCUCUACAGAGUUGCAAGAAGUCACCGACAGCUUGAGUUGCCGGUGACUUUGUGCAAUCUUGGUGUGGGUGCAACAUUUGGCGAAUCAGUUCUGCACGACCUGCCUCGAGACAGCACCGUCGUUACAAAGACUACGUGUGAGCUCCUGCGUGUCGAGCAGCAGGAUUUUCGCCUCAUCUGGGAGAAAAACAAGGAGCUGAUGACAGACAUCAUUACAAAUUGCAAAUUGAAAAAUGGUGUUUCUCCCGUUGUUCCCGCCGUUCAGACCAAACGACCACUCAGUCCUGACCAUCCUAAUCCUGCCUUGCCCAUCACUGAGUCACCCAGUCCAGCAAUGUUCCGAAUGGGAUGGGCUCUUCGCACACUGCUGGUGUCCGACACAUCCAGUUGCUUAAAAGACCGAAAGGUGUCUGGAAAAUUAGUUAGAAAAUGCGCUCCAGGUACAGAGCUUGUGGAGUGGCUAAUAAAUCUCUCGCCCAUUGUUCACACGCGCGUUCAAGCUGCUGGAAUGUGGCAAGCACUGCUCGAGGAAGGUGUCCUGGCACACGUGAAUAAGGAGCAACCGUUCAAGGAUAAGUGCUUCCUCUAUCGAUUUCGUGUGGACGAGGAUGGCACAAGUGGCGGCCCACCAACUACAGACGAUAUCAAUUCAGCAAAUGAUCACAUAAGGGAAGCACUCAGUGGUUUACUGCACAGAGGACCAGAUGCCACAUUACGCAUGAUACUGCGGAAGCCCUCGCAUGAACGCACUCAGGAGGAAUUGGAGCUGGUCUUCGAGGAACUCCUCCACAUUGCCGCCCUAUCGCAUCUCUCAACAUCCAUUAAACGAGAGCUCGCAUCGAUAAUCGUUUUUGAAUCUCAUCCGGCAGCUGGAACUGUCUUGUUCAAUCAGGGCGAUGAGGGCAGAUCUUGGUACAUUUUACUGAAGGGUUCUGUGGAUGUUGUGAUACACGGAAAAGGAACGGUGGCCACACUGAAGGAAGGCGAUGAUUUUGGGAAAUUAGCUCUUAUUAACGAUGCUCCGAGAGCUGCAACAAUAGUGCUGAAGCAAAAUAAUUGCCAUCUCCUGCGGGUGGAUAAGGAGCAUUUUAAUCGAAUUUUGCGGGACGUGGAGGCAAAUACACUGAGACUGCAGGAGCAUGGAAAAGAUGUGUUAAUAUUGGAGAGGGUGGCAAAGCAACGAGGACAUGCGGCAUAUAAGUACACGGUGAUGUCGGGGACGCCGCAGAAAAUGCUUGAACACCUCCUGGAGACCCGCCUUGGCGGUCAAGUGGGACCAAAUGAUCCGUUCCUGGACGACUUUCUCCUCACGCACAUUGUCUUUCUGCCAGUUCACAUGCUAGUCGACGAACUUGCCAAUCAUUAUCACAGUGAUUUAGAGAAUGAAGGCGACAAUUCACCGAGCGUGGAGGAUCGUGAGUAUUUGAUCACGUGCAAGCGGCGUGUGGUGCAGUUCGUGCACAAAUGGGUGAUUGCUGUGCGGAAUGUGGUGUUCGAGGAUCCCGUGGCUGUGGACUUUAUCGAGGAGUUGGCGAGCGAAGUGGAGUCAGAUCCGGAUCUGCAGGAGGAGGCGAGUGUGAUGCAUCACGUCCUAUCGCAAAUUGCCCGCUACCAGGAGGACAAGACACUGCACAAUGGGCAAAAGUGGAAAUUGCCACCCAAUGGGCAGCCCAUUUGUCUGUUCAGCGGCAAUCCAUCAGCCACGCGGACGCUCAUUCGCGCGGACGAUGACAUAAUCUUUCGGGUCUACUGUGCUGACCACACAUACUGCACGCUUCGCUUCCCAAUUGCCGCCACGGCGGAGAUGAUUAAGGCCUGUGCUUCUGAUAAAUUGCAGCUCAAUCGAGCGCCGGAUGAUUUGUACCUGGUGGAGGUGAAGUCCAACGGGGAGCGAUCAGUCUUUAAAGAUAACGACGUGAGUGUUCCCACGGCGCUCAGUCUCAACGGACGACUCUUCGUCUCGCCCAAGGACCAUCUCGACGCAAUGACACCCUUGCCGGAACAGGAGGCUGCCACCGAGGGUCUGGACAUAGAUAUUGAGGUUUUAAGCACCAAAGAAUUAGCAUAUCACAUGACACUCUUCGACUGGGAUCUCUUUUGGGCCGUUCAUGAAUAUGAAUUGCUGUAUCACACCUUUGGACGGCAUCAUUUUGGCAAAAUAACUGCUAAUUUAGAUGUCUUCAUCAGGAGAUUCAAUGAGAUUCAGUAUUGGAUUGUAACGGAAAUUGCUCACACUGUGAGUCUCAGCAAGAGAGUUUCCCUCCUGAGGAAGUUUAUCAAGUUGGCAGCUUACUGCAAGGAAUAUCAGAAUCUAAAUGCAUUCUUUGCCGUCGUCAUGGGUUUGUCAAACAAUGCAGUGUCACGACUCACUCAGACAUGGGACAAAAUCCCAUCCAAGUUUCGCAAGAUCUUCACGGAAUUCGAGGCUCUCAUUGAUCCCAGUCGAAAUCAUCGUGCUUACAGGAUGUUCGUGGGUAAAUUGCAACCGCCCUUGAUUCCCUUUAUGCCUUUGCUCCUUAAGGACAUGACGUUCGCGCACGAGGGCAACAAGACGAGUCUAGAUGGAUUGGUGAACUUCGAGAAGAUGCACAUGAUGGCCCAGACAAUGAGGACGAUUCGCUUCUGCCGAUCCCGCCACUUAGUUCUGGAUCCGCCAUCACCUAAAAGCGAAGGCGAAGUUCGUUCUUAUAUCAGUUGCUUCCGAACCAUUGACAAUCAGCGAGUGCUCUCGGCGAUGUCACACAAAUUGGAACAAUCCAGACGAACAUAAUGUGUCCCACCGAACAUUUCCAAGACGCGAAUUCCCUGUCUUGCGCUGCACAGAGAAAAAUUGCUCGCGAAUAUUAAUCAAAAUGUUUUUGACACUCACUUUCCGCAUCAGUUGACUAAUUCUUUAAAAGAUGGAAGAAAGUUUAUUCUAAAACAAUCACAACCACUCAGUUUUUUUUUACUCAGUUUGAUAACAAGGUUUCUUUCUCUCUCUCACUCUCUUUCUUAUCUUCAACGACAAUUUCUCUCUGUGCACAAAGUCUGCUCACAUUUUCUACCCACGUCUUUUUGCAACUUUUUCCAUUAAUAUUCCUCAUAUUGACUCUUCCAAUUUCACUAUGAAAAUCUACACACUUCAGAGUAUUUAAAAAUAUACAAUUUAUGCAUUAUAUUCUUCUAAAAAUGAAAAAAAACAACAACUUUAUAGAAGACACAUAUUUUUAUGG